AUGGCUAUUGCCGAAAACUAUGAAGACGUGCUGAAGGGCAAGUACCCGGCCAAAGCACAUGCGAAGAAGGUCGCAGAGUGGAUCAUUGAGAAGGGCGGUGACAAGAACGGAACAAUCUAUCUAGAGGCGCAGAAAUUGAAGUUGAACGAGGACAAUGAUGGCGAGGCACCGUUCCGUCAGCGACGCUACUUUUUCUACCUCAGCGGAUGCGAACUGCCAGACUCCUAUUUGGUAUAUGAAAUCGCCACUGACAAACUUACUCUCUUCAUCCCUCCUGUAGAACCCGAUGAGGUCAUCUGGUCCGGCCUACCUAUGAGCCCCGAAGAAGCCAAAGCAAAGUAUGACAUUGACGAAUGUCUAACAACCAAGGACGUCAACUCUCACCUCGCCAGCCAAUCCGAAUCAGCUCAAUCAACCAUCUAUGCCAUUCCAGAACAGGUCUCGGAUCACGUCACCUUCAUUUCUUACAAAGAAAAGGAGUUCAAACAACUCAAGACUGCCAUCGAGUAUUGUCGCGUCACCAAGUCAGACUACGAAAUCGCACUUAUUCGAAAAGCAAACGCCAUCUCAACAGCCGCCCAUGAAGCCGUGAUGAAGGCUGCGUCGAAAGCGCAGAACGAAUGCGAACUCGAAGCUGUGUUCCUCAAGGUAUGCGUAGAGCGCAACGCGAAGAACCAAGCCUACCACUCUAUUGUUGCAGCCGGUGAACAUGCCGCGACAUUGCACUAUGUCAACAAUGCUGCGCCAAUUUUGGAUCAGAACCUUCUGCUGCUAGAUGCAGGAUGUGAGGUCGACUGCUACGCCUCCGAUAUCACACGCACGUUCCCUGUAAAGGGUAAAUUCACAACUGAGUCCCUUGCUAUCUACAAGAUUGUGCUGGAUAUGCAACACCAGUGUAUUAACGCACUCAAGGCCGGCGUUGUGUGGGACCAUGUCCACGAGCUUGCUCACAAGAUUGCUAUCAAGGGACUCCUGGAUCUGGGCAUAUUGAAGGGCGACGCAGACGAGCUGUUCAACAAGAGGAUUAGUGUAGCUUUCUUCCCUCACGGUUUGGGUCACUACCUCGGAAUGGACACUCACGACUCUGGUGGUGACCCCAACUACGCGGACAAGGAUGUCAUGUUUAGGUAUCUGAGGAAGAGGGGCACCCUGCCUGAACGUAGCGUCAUUACCGUCGAGCCUGGUAUCUACUUCUGCAAGUUCAUUAUCGAGCCGUAUCUCAAGGAUGAGGAGAAGAAGAAGUACAUCGACGAGAGUGUGCUGGAGAAAUACUGGAGUGUGGGUGGUGUGAGGAUUGAGGAUAACGUGCUCGUCACCAAGGAUGGACACGAGAACCUAACACCGACGGUGAAGGAGAUUGAUGAUAUCACCCAGUUGAUCGUAUCUGGUCAGUAG
Alternaria alternata is the source of this 1395-nucleotide messenger RNA. RefSeq names its product putative Xaa-Pro aminopeptidase pepP. Lineage: Eukaryota; Fungi; Ascomycota; Dothideomycetes; Pleosporales; Pleosporaceae. The record is from RefSeq and is a predicted model, not a curated record. The transcript has 4 exons. The coding region runs from base 1 to 1395 and encodes 464 amino acids. Gene Ontology annotation, molecular function: metalloaminopeptidase activity; manganese ion binding.